This is a messenger RNA of Nerophis lumbriciformis (worm pipefish), 495 nucleotides long. The record is from RefSeq and is a predicted model, not a curated record. Lineage: Eukaryota; Metazoa; Chordata; Actinopteri; Syngnathiformes; Syngnathidae.
AUGACUUCUCGUCAAGACGCACACCCAGCAAGUGCCAAGUGGUACGAUAGGAGGGACUCCGUUUUUAUAGAGUUUUGUGUAGUGGACAGCAAAAAUGUAAAAGUCACUUUUGAUAAAACAAAAUGUACUUUCAGUUGUGUUGGAGGAACUGACAAUGUCAAACAUGACAACGAAAUAGAACUCUUUGAUGCUAUUGAUCAAAGUGAAUCCAAACACAAACGCACAGAUAGAUCUGUGAUGUGCUACUUGCGGAAAGCGCAGCCAGGCAAGUCAUGGCCGAGGCUUACCAAAGAAAAACCGCGGUGGGUCAGCCUUGACUUUAACAACUGGAAACAGUGGGAGGAUGACUCGGAGGAGGAGAUGGGCAACUUUGACCAAUUUUCAGAUAUGAUGAAUAACAUGGGCGGUGAUGAUUUCCAACCUGAUUUAGAUGGUGACGAUGAUGACUCUGCAGACAGUGAUGAUGAAAAAAUGCCAGAUUUGGAAACGAACUGA